AAACCUUCACGUGCUUCUUCUGCUGACAAUUUUGUAAUCCACAAGUCAUUCUCUUCGAACGGGUCACCAAACCCGAAAUUCUAAGAAAUUGACUCAAAACAAGCGAAAGCAAUCUCCUGGAAAUUGCCCUUAGCUGCAAAGUCAGAGGCUAACGUGGGACCAUGAAUUCUGCGGCUCAUAAAUCUCAGCUCAAACUUGAACUUGAACCCGGAUAGACUAAGAAAUGGCUCACUACCAAAGUGUUUCGUUGAUCAUCCACUUCCUUCUGGCUUAUUUGAUCCUCCCCAGUUUAGUCCGCCUUUCACACGCCGAUCCUCCUUACCAGCUCUGUUCAGAAACCGGGGAUUACGCCGUCAAUGGCACGUUUCAGAAUAACCUCGACAGUCUCUUCACGAAUUUGUCCUCGAAUGCUUUCCUCUUAAAAUUCUACAGCACCUCUUAUGGCAAUGGCACAGACAGAGUCUAUGGUCAGCACAUGUGCUUGAAUUACGUUAGUAAUCAAGAUUGCCAAAACUGCAUUGAUUUGGCCUCACAGGACAUACUGAGGCUCUGUCCUAAUGAUACUGAGGCGAUUGUCUGGGAGGAAAUCUGCCAGUUGCGGUACUCGAGUCGGGACUUCAUUAGAAGUUUGGACGUUACUGGCAAUAUUUGGAAGGAUAACGUGAUGAAUGUUUCACGACCCGAUUGGUUCAAAUUAGUCGUCAACACCACUCUGCAGAAUCUCACGAAAGUGGCGGCUUUUGAUCCUUUGUCGGACACAUAUGCAACCGGCGCAGUCGAGUUUAAAGAUGCAAGUGCAUCGAUGCUAUACGCACUGGUGCAGUGUGGAAGAGACAUAUCUGGAAGCGACUGCAACAUCUGUCUUCAACAAGCUAUAACAGAUGUGUUGGCGAACUGUUCCUCCUCAGUUGGCGCGAGGAUUCUUAGCCGUAGCUGCUAUUUGAGAUAUGAGCAGUACGCGUUCUAUGAAGGCAAAACUGCACCCGAGCCUAAUCAAGCCACCCAGGGAGGUAGCAGAAUGUUGUUGAUUGUGAUUCUUACGAUCGUAGCUGCUGGAUUAGCAGUACUUCUUUUAGCUUCCUGCUUUUACUAUCUCCGAAUCCAUAGAAGAGAGGGGAGAGGAAAUAAAUUGGUUAUCCAGCUCGGUGUGCUUCGCAAUACUGGCUAUACCAGUGAUAGUACUAGUUUCAUGAACCGGAAUUUUCAACAAAGAUUAGACAAAAAUGUUCCGGAUUCCCCAUUUAUCGACUUUGCGACCAUACUAACUGCUACUGACUAUUUCUCUGCUUUGAACAAGCUGGGACAAGGCGGUUUUGGCCCGGUUUACAAGGGAAUUCUGGGAGAUGGAAGAGAGGUAGCUAUCAAGAGGCUCUCAAGCACUGAGCAAGGUACUGAUGAAUUUACAAAUGAAGUCUUGCUCAUAAUGAAGCUCCAGCAUAAAAAUCUUGUUAAGCUUUUGGGAUUUUGUGUCGAUAAUGAAGAGAAGAUCCUUGCCUAUGAGUACAUGCCCAAUGGCAGCCUGGAUGUCAUCCUUUUCGAUCGAGAGAGACGGGCAAAACUUGACUGGAUAAAACGCAUCAAUAUCAUAAGUGGAAUAGCACGUGGGGUUCUUUACCUUCACGAGGAUUCCCGCCUAAGAAUCAUUCACAGAGACUUGAAGAUGAGCAAUAUAUUAUUGGAUUCUGAGAUGAACCCAAAAAUAUCUGAUUUUGGAAUAGCUCGGAUUUUUUCUGGAAACGAUGGUGGAGCCAACACCGCAACCAUAGUAGGAACAUAUGGAUACAUGGCGCCGGAGUAUGCUAUGGAGGGACUAUAUUCGACUAAGUCCGACGUUUUCAGCUUCGGAGUUCUUGUGCUCGAGAUGAUAACAGGAGAAAGAAACGCUAGCUUUCAUCUAUCGAGACGAGCACCAACCCUAGCUGCAUAUGCGUGGCAACUGUGGCAGGAUGAAAGAGAGUUGGAGCUGGUGGAUCCAUUGAUAAUUGACUCGUGCUGUGUGGAAGAAUUUAGGCGAUAUAUGCAAAUCGGACUGUUGUGUGUUCAAGAAGAUGCAUAUGACAGGCCUACAAUGUCAUCCGUGGUUGUUAUGAUGAAAAGCGAGAGUACAACUCUUACAAAUCCUCAACGACCGGCUUUCUCAGUGGGAAGGUUCACCGAAUAUCACCAACAAGUCAUGGAUAACAGCUCUUCUGUCAAUGGCCUAACCAUUUCGAAUAUUGAUGCAAGAUGAUAGACCCAAGAAAGGAGAUAUCGGGACUUUGCGAGUUUACACAUAUCGAUUGGUCACUCGUGCAUUUAGAAAUUUUUUACAAUAGUCUGUUCAUUUAGUAUAUAACAAGUUUAAGUGUUCAUUUAGCAUGGCGAAAAGUCCUUCUGUGUAUAUUUAACUGAGGCAAAUUUGUAUGCCGUGUAGAUUUUGCGUAAUUGUCAAAUUGCACUGAUGACAACUGCAUUUUGUUGAAGUAGAAUACCAUCAGCUUCUGCAGAUUUGAA
Syzygium oleosum is the source of this 2493-nucleotide messenger RNA. Its product is annotated as cysteine-rich receptor-like protein kinase 10. Gene Ontology annotation, molecular function: protein serine/threonine kinase activity; ATP binding. Gene Ontology annotation, biological process: protein phosphorylation. Lineage: Eukaryota; Viridiplantae; Streptophyta; Magnoliopsida; Myrtales; Myrtaceae. The record is from RefSeq and is a predicted model, not a curated record. Bases 224 to 2230 code for a protein of 668 amino acids. The transcript has 7 exons.